AUGUCAGCUAUCCGUGUCGUCCACCCCAACCCCGACGUCAAGCGCGGCGUACAGUACUGGGAAGGCGUCGAAGCCAGCGUCGAAGGCGUCCUUGGCGGUUUUGGUCAUGUCUCUCGCGUCGAAUCACUAGGCUCUCGAUCCUUCCUCCUUAGCGUACUACCACAUCUCUCCUUUUGCGCUCCUGCAUCGUCUAACGUCGCACCAUUCCAAUGGAAGAAGGGUAAAGUAGCAGAACGAGGUGGUAAGGGCAAAGCUCACACUCGGGCUCUCGACUGCGGUGCAGGUGUAGGAAGGGUCACUCAGCACAGUCUGAUUCCGAUCUUUGACGAGGUUCACAUGGUCGAACCUGUCGCCAAGUUUCUUCUCGAAGCAAAGAAGCAGUCUUCUUCAUGGCCUCAGAUCCAAACACCCCCCAGCAAGUCUCCUUUCCAAGCGCGCAAAGCGGUCCAUUUCCAUUGCUCAACAUUGCAAGAUAUUGAACCUAGCCGACCGUACUCUACUGCACAGCCAGUAGAGGGAAGCAAUACGAUCCCGCCUACUGUAUCUGUCGAUGAUGAGCAGUUCAGCACAGAACUACCAGCAACAGAUGUAAAGAAAGGUGGCGUGGCAGGAUCGAAAGUAGAGCCCAUGACCUAUGAUCUGGUCUGGGCUCAAUGGUGUUUGCAGCAUCUCUCGGAUAAGGAUUUGAUAGCUUUCCUCAAACGAUCGAAAGCGGCACUCAAACCGGGAGGAAUCAUCGGCGUCAAGGAAAACGUGUGUAGCGAAGAGACAGACGGUACUGAGCGUGUAUGGUACGAUGACGAGGACCAUAGCAUCACUCGGUCAACAAAGGCUUACGAGAGGGUGUUCAAGGAAGCUGGUCUCGAGAUUGUCAAGUGCCAGGUCCAAUUUGGUAUGCCCGCAGAACUCUUCGUUGUCAAGAUGUGA
Molecule: messenger RNA, 927 nt
Organism: Ustilago hordei
Lineage: Eukaryota; Fungi; Basidiomycota; Ustilaginomycetes; Ustilaginales; Ustilaginaceae
Exons: 1
Coding region: 1-927 (308 amino acids)
Biological process (GO): N-terminal protein amino acid methylation
Cellular component (GO): cytoplasm
Molecular function (GO): N-terminal protein N-methyltransferase activity
Source: RefSeq, a predicted model, not a curated record